Peromyscus eremicus (cactus mouse) is the source of this 582-nucleotide messenger RNA. Its product is annotated as interleukin-36 gamma-like. Bases 1 to 582 code for a protein of 193 amino acids. Gene Ontology annotation, molecular function: cytokine activity. NCBI's taxonomy places the organism in Eukaryota, Metazoa, Chordata, Mammalia, Rodentia, Cricetidae. The record is from RefSeq and is a predicted model, not a curated record. Gene Ontology annotation, biological process: inflammatory response to antigenic stimulus; cellular response to lipopolysaccharide; cytokine-mediated signaling pathway. The transcript is spliced from 4 exons.
AUGGAAAACUAUCCAAGAGACACCAGAUUUGGAGGUGAUGUUGGGAUGGGACACCAGAGAGCUGGGUUAUUUGUAUCCUCAGCUAUGUCCUCUGGACAUCCAAGAAUUUCACCCUACCCCUCAGUAAGAAGCAGUGCUCAGACCGGGAAGGUGUCCGACUUGAACCAGCAGGUGUGGAUCCUUCGUGGUCAGAGCCUUGUGGCAGUUCCACAGAACAACAACAUAGCCCCAGCCAUCAUCGCUGUCCUCCCGUGCAAGUAUCCAGAGUCUCUUGAGCAGGGCAAAGGGAUUCCCAUUUACCUAGGAAUCCAGAAUCCAGACAAGUGCCUGUUUUGUGAGGAAGUUGAUGGACAGCCCACUUUGCAGCUCAAGGAGGAGAACAUUUUGGAUCUGUACAACAAUCCUGAGCCCGUGAAACCCUUCCUGUUUUACCACACCCAGACUGGAACAACAUCCACCUUUGAGUCCGUGGCUUUCCCUGGCAAUUUCAUCGCCUCCUCCAAGAAUGGCCAGUCCAUCUUCCUCACAUCAGAACAGGGGAAAUAUCACAACAUUAACUUCAAUUUAGUUUUAGGGCCUUAA